Messenger RNA from Acanthamoeba castellanii str. Neff, 1632 nucleotides. RefSeq names its product ammonium transporter subfamily protein. The record is from RefSeq and is a predicted model, not a curated record. Gene Ontology annotation, biological process: ammonium transmembrane transport. The transcript has 12 exons. Gene Ontology annotation, cellular component: plasma membrane. Bases 1 to 1632 code for a protein of 543 amino acids. Lineage: Eukaryota; Discosea; Longamoebia; Acanthamoebidae. Gene Ontology annotation, molecular function: ammonium channel activity.
AUGGUCUACGACGCAGCAGCAUGUGCCCUCGACGCGAGAAGCACCGCCUGUAUCGACUCGGGCGACACCGCGUACCUCUUGGUCUGCACCGCGCUGGUGUGGUUCAUGACGCCCGGGCUGGCGUUCUUCUACGGAGGUCUGGUGCGUGAGAAGAACUUCUUGAACACCCUCUACAUGAACAUUGCCGCGAUCGGCAUUAUCACAAUUCAGUUCGUGUGGUUCGGCUACUCGUUCGCCUUCAGCUGGUACUCCAAGGGCUUCGGUGACGGUGCCUGGGUCGGUCUCCGGGACCUCGGACACGGCCCGAACCCGGACUAUGCCACAACCAUCCCCCACGGCAUUUACUCCUUUUACCAGCUCACGUUCGCCAUCGUGACACCGGCCAUCAUCUCUGGCGCCGUGGUGGAGCGGAUAUCGUUCCGUGCCUGGAUAGUCUUUAUCUUCCUCUGGGCCACUCUUGUCUACGAUCCUGUUGCGCACUGGGUGUGGUCGGCCAAGACCACGUCCUCGGGCCUCGAGCUGGGCUUCCUGCGCGACCUCGGUGCGCUCGACUUUGCCGGCGGUACCGUGGUGCACAUGGCCUCCGGCUUCUCGGCCCUCACGGCCUGCAUCCUUUGCGGCCCUCGCCGUAACGUCGACCUCAGGUCGCCGCCCGACGGUCACAAUGUGCCCAUGUUCGUGCUCGGCACGGUCAUCCUCUGGUUCGUCGACUUCCACCACGCAUCGAUCGGUUGGUUCGGCUUCAACGGAGGUUCCGCCCUGGCGGCCAAUGACAUUGCGGCGCAGGCCAUGUACAACACCCACAUCUCCGCCGCCACCGCCUUCUCCACGUGGAUGGUUAUCGAUGCGGUCACCAAGCGCGCCGUGACUUUGGUCGGACCACUUUCGGGCGCCAUCGUGGGGCUGGUGGUCAUUACGCCCUGCAGCGGCUAUAUCCACUUCCAGAGCGCCCUCGCCAUCGGCUGCAUUGCAUCGUUGGUGGCCUGGCCCUUGGUGUACCUGAAGGCGCGCUAUAUGGCCGGCAGGUGGUUCAUGAAGUACGUCGACGACUCGCUCGACGUGUUCGUCUGCCACGGUGUGGGUGGCACGCUGGGCGCCUUCCUGCUCGGCUGGUUCGCCUCCAAGGAUGCCAACCCGCUUGGCGCCGACGGCGUCCUCUUCGGCGGCGGCGAGCUGCUCGGUUGGCAGAUUAUCGCUAUCCUGCUGACGAUCGCUAUCUCGGUCGUGAACACUGCUGCGAUCCUGCUCUUCAUCAGGUUCACGAUCGGCAUCCGAUACUCCCGUGCGGAGGAGGACAAGGGCGUCGACGUGGUCGCCCACAGACAGGUGGCCUACCGAUUCGAGGAUGACCAGAUCGACGAUGCCUUGGCCGAUGGAGAUGACGCGGACAAGUCCAUGCUGGACCGACUGGACGAGUGGAACAUCCUGAACCUUACUGUGGGUCAAUACAAUAAGAUGUUUGGCAAGAAGCAGGACACGCAGAAGGACACUGAAAUGAAGGAGGUCAACGGCGACGACGAUUGGGAGCGAAAGAAGGGCAAGGAGAACGACGAUGACAACGACGACAGAAGUCAGAUCGUGUUCGGUGGUCGGUUCGGCCAGGCUUCGUACGCCGUCAACAAGGAGGUCUAG